CUUAGUAAUAUAGAAACGUUCUAUUCUUAAAAGCAUGUUUACACGUCAUCAAGUGUAACGCUGCGAUGGAGCGCUCAAUAAUUGCUAAACUUUCUGUGUUCAGUCCGAGGCGUGUUUGCGAAGUGUUUUAAACACCAGCCCGGCUAUAAACGCGUACAAAAGAGUUACACAAAUCCGAAACACGCCUCAGGGAGUUUAAAAGCUAAACACAUUUCGAAUUAUAAACGCAGUGACGUGUUUGCGAAAUAUUACAGGCAAGUGUUUUGAAAGAUCGGAACCCAGAUGUCUGAGUGUGUGGCAGGCAUCAUGGACUCAGGGAAGGCUGGGGAUACAGAGGCCGCCGGCCCGAGCGAAGUCGACACUGACAGUGGGCCAUCACACUCAGAGGCGGAACCCCACAGACAAAAUGGCCACCCGUCAAUCAGCGAGCAUUCACUAGCGGGAAACAAGCUCUCCGCCAAUGAGAACAAGCGACUCCUCCCCUCCCCCAGCCGCGACGCAAGACCCGCCCACAAAACUGAACAAGACGCCGCCCUACCUCAGCCUGAAUCCCCGCCCCCUCAUGCAAAUGGUCAGACCCAUGCAGGGGGCGUGUCGAAUGGAGCCCCGCCCAUCUGCACGCCCCCUCAGCUUCGAGCCGGCCCCCUGGUUCCCGUCAGAAGCCUCCAAAAGCAUCACCAUGGCAACGGGAAGCGUCUGACUACCUCCAGCUACAGAAGCCAGCGUAGCAUCAAAUCCACCGCCUCUGAGAUACAGCAAGCAGCCGGAGAGGACCACUGCAUACACUGCAUCCUGGCCUGCCUGUUCUGCGAGUUCUUGUCUCUCUGCUCCCUAUUGGUGGAAUGCGUGGCGUGUGGGCCGGGCUGCGGGGAGGCCUGCCGCUGUGGGGGCGGGGCCGAGGCCUGCUGCUGGGGCGGGGAGGAGAGCUGCGCAGCCGGCAUGGACUGUGGGCUGCUGGAGGACUGCUGUGAGUCCUCCGACUGUCUGGAGAUCUGCUUCGAAUGCUGUUCCAUUUGCUUCCCAGCCUAGGAAAAGGACUGGCUUUCCUUUCUCCCAUCUUACUUCUCAGUUCCGACUUCCCUCUGAGGGUCCAGCGCUUCUAACUGUGCCGUUUAUCUAUUGCUAAGAACAGAUACAUCUGAAUUGUAGACAUCUGUAGAAAAUCAAGUAAAGAGAAAGCAAGGGAAAGGGAGGCUCUUCUACUCUCUGAACAGCCUCCCUCUGCUCUGUGCUGGGGAGCAGAGAGAGAGAGAGAGAAAGGCAGGCUCUUCUACUCUCUAAUCAGCCUCCCUCUGCUCUGUGCUGAGCAGUGAGAGAGAGGGAAAGAGAGGCUGUGUAUAUAACACAGUGUUUGAAACUUGUUAAGAAAUAUAUAUGGUUUUGCUGCUGCUGUCACAGCUGGAUAGUCAUCUACAUCUGCUGUCACAGCCAAUGCUGUAUUGUGAGUGAGGAUGCUGUUUGUGUUACGGUUUGCUGUAAAUAUGUUUUGAAAUUCUGAAAUAACAAAAUAAAGAGAC
Polyodon spathula (Mississippi paddlefish) is the source of this 1517-nucleotide messenger RNA. RefSeq names its product myoD family inhibitor domain-containing protein-like. Bases 283 to 1029 code for a protein of 248 amino acids. The record is from RefSeq and is a predicted model, not a curated record. Lineage: Eukaryota; Metazoa; Chordata; Actinopteri; Acipenseriformes; Polyodontidae. The transcript is spliced from 5 exons.